UUUUGCGGUAUCAUGUAAACCGAUCUGCAUUCCUCUUCUUCUUGUGUAUAAAAGAAAAGUCGAAGUGAAGUGAGCUCCUCUGGUCGGAGAGGAGCAGCAGAGAUGGCCGGAGCCGGGGAAGACGACGCAGCUCCUCCUCCCCCUUCUCCAGAUCGACAGCAGCCCAUGGAAGAGGCGGCGGCGGCGGCCAAGCGGAGCCGGUCGGAGAACCACCAUGGCCUCGCCGACGGGCCGUCCUUCCGGAUGGAGGACCUUCCGGCGGAGGUUCAGCCGGUUAUAAUCUCACUGCUCCCACUGAAAGAGGCCGUGAGGACGAGCAUUGUUUCAAGAAGUUGGACAACGCUCUGGAGAUUCCACUGCGACCUAUGUUUUGAUGUGGAUUCUAACACCGAUGACAAUUCCGCUCAUCAGGUCAAUGGCACUGGCACCAAUGACCAAUCCACUAAUCGGUAUAAUACCAAAAUAACACGGGCAAAGUUCAUGGAGACUGUAAAUUCCGUUAUUCAACGGCAUAGUGGGAUAGGAAUCAAUAAGUUCAGUAUCAGCUGUGACCUGCACAAAGAGGACUCUCAUCAUCUUGACAAGUGGAUUCGGUUUGCCGCUUCAUCAAAGGCAAAAAUAAUAGAUUUUCAUCGGAAGAUAUCUGAUUACCGAGUUGAAGAAGCUCCCCACUUUCCUCUUGAGGCCUUAGAUGCUCAAGGUAGCUCAUUUGUGCAGUCCUUGUCUCUCGCCAGUGUUUCUAUAAAGCCACGCUCAGGAAUAUGCCGCUUUACAAUACUCAGAAGGCUUGUUUUGAGCUCUGUUCAGAUAUUUGGAGAUUUUCCAGGCUUGCUUGCAAAAUGUUCAAGACUUGAGGACUUAGAGAUCAAAUGGUGUUCUGGUGUGGAUGACUUAAUCGUACCACACACACUCGAUAAACUUCAACAUUUGCUGAUUGCCGGAAUGGACGUCCAGAUGGUUGAGUUUCAUGCUACUGAUCUUGCUCACUUUGAGUACAAAGGCCGAGUAACCCCUAUAGUGCUUCAUGGUUGCUUAAAACUAGAGAAGGCAACAAUUGCGUUUGAGGCCUCUAAUGUACUGCCCCAUGCAUUCAAUGUAAUUCCAAGCAUUUCCCCAGUGAAGAUAUUAAUUGUGCGAGCUUUUAUAUCAAAAUAUGGACAGUCCCUGGAGCUGCCAUUAAGACCACAGGGCAUGUUUAUGCAUCUGAGGCAUAUGACUUGUAAAAUUAUCGUCCUUGCUAGAGAUGUAAAUGACUAUAAUGGAGUUCUUCAACUGGCCCAUUGGUUGGACAGUGCACCGCGACUGGAGACAUUGGACUUGCAUCUUCCAAUGCAGAUGUCCUAUCUGAGGUCCGGUGCUUUCGUAAGUGCCGAGGUGGCGGGAGUGGAAGCUCCCUGUAUGCGUCGCCAUGAUCAUCUCAAGACGGUCUUCAUGAGUGGGUUUCAGUGUUACAAGUCUCAGAUUGAGCUGGCGUGCUGUAUCCUGGGAAAUGCUUCUGUUCUUGAGCAGCUGACAGUAGAAGCAAUAUGGGGUGAUGAUGAUUACAGGCGGAUCUGUGAAUGGGCAGAGGUAACCUCGAAGCGCUUUGGUAAGGUGAUCACUGUCUUAGAUGCCCCCCUUAACAGUGAGUAAACCAAUCCUUUUCGCAUGUACACGCUGUCAAUUAAUCUCGUGUAGUCUGCAGUAUGCAGCAUUCAGUGUAGCUGGGAGAAUGCCCCUCUAGACUGUACUGACUGUUUUGGUGUCUACAAAUGGAAUCUGUAGGGCUUUUGCCCCUCUUAAUAAAAAACAAGUAAUCUCUGGUUCAUCGUAGCAAAAAAAAUCUUGUUCUGCCUUUUA
This is a messenger RNA of Triticum aestivum (bread wheat), 1839 nucleotides long. Its product is annotated as F-box/FBD/LRR-repeat protein At1g13570. The transcript has 5 exons. NCBI's taxonomy places the organism in Eukaryota, Viridiplantae, Streptophyta, Magnoliopsida, Poales, Poaceae. The record is from RefSeq and is a predicted model, not a curated record. Gene Ontology annotation, molecular function: protein binding. Bases 103 to 1632 code for a protein of 509 amino acids.